Messenger RNA from Anopheles arabiensis, 1914 nucleotides. It is a transcript of the gene Nubpl, whose product is annotated as iron-sulfur protein NUBPL. Gene Ontology annotation, cellular component: mitochondrion. The record is from RefSeq and is a predicted model, not a curated record. Lineage: Eukaryota; Metazoa; Arthropoda; Insecta; Diptera; Culicidae. The coding region runs from base 1005 to 1907 and encodes 300 amino acids. Gene Ontology annotation, biological process: iron-sulfur cluster assembly; mitochondrial respiratory chain complex I assembly. Gene Ontology annotation, molecular function: ATP binding; ATP-dependent FeS chaperone activity; 4 iron, 4 sulfur cluster binding. The transcript is spliced from 3 exons.
CUGACAGCUCGGCUUUGUUGUGGAACGGAAAACUGGCUUCAUUUUGGUGCUGGAGCAAACUUACCGAUCGUCGUCCGUUUGCCGCUUCCAGUCCUGCACCGAAGCCAUUGCGGCAAAUCAAAAGAAUACAUUUCCCCCAAGGACAUACACAAACAAAAGGAUCUCAAGAAUCCCGCAGCUGUGAUAAGCUACCCUGUCUCAACCUUUUAGAGCCCCUACAGUACUGUACUUCUUGGCCCCGUACACUUCACAGUCACACUCGCCAAAAAAUGGCAACAAUCGUAAUCACUGGCCAAAUGAUCAUGAAGAAAACGAAAAAGCGAAUCUACAAAAAGCGCUCACCAAAGCGGGCCACACAAAGGAAGCCCAAAAGUAAUGCGAAAAAAGUGCCUCGAACUGUGCGGAAUCCACGGCCGUUCCGAUUGCCACCGAUGCGUCCCCCAAGCGCGAUGCUCCGCCAGAUGCAGCAGCUAAUGCGCGAGAUACGGCAGAUGACCCAGGAAACGCGAAAUAUCGGUAGAGUCUGGUCGUUGCAGCGGUAGGUGGCAUUGAAGGGAGGGCGAGGCUGAAGUAUCAUGCGAAAGGGAAGGGGAGAAAGAGAGAGGAGAAGGAUAGAGCAGGAUUUGAAUUGAUCAAAGAACAGAAGGCAGGAGAGAAGGUGAGCGAGUGGCUGUUAAUAAUUGUGCGAUAUUUAUGUUGGAGAAAUAGGUUAAGAGCUACGAACUAAAUAAGGUAUAAAAUACACUAUUUAAAUAAAAAAAGGCAGCAAAAUCCCAUUACGGGAAACAAACUGAGUACAAAUGGAAAAGUGUGCCGUUCUUUCUGGAAGGAUUAUUUGCUAACAAACAAUGCCCCCGAUCGGAAAGCGUUCGAUGUAAACAUUGCUGUCAAGCGAAAGUGCCAAAAUCUCUUCGCGCGAUGUAAACAAACGCCGCUGCCCAGGUCGCGGCGAACGUUACGAAACCGACGCACGGCAAAGCAGCCGCUGCCGCAUUACUACCAUCAUGUUGAAAAGUGUAUCGCGUUUAUUUGCGCAAUCUAGUAAGCGAUGCGUUCGUUUGGCAACACGCACGCUCGCCUCCAAACCGGACCAGCGGCAGGCGGAGUUAAUGGCUAGGAGCUUACCGAAACGGAUGCCUCUACCGGGUGUGCAGCACAUAGUGGUGGUUUCGUCGGGGAAGGGUGGCGUCGGUAAGACCACCACGGCGGUAAAUCUGGCCGUCACGCUGGCCCGACACGGUCGAGCGGUCGGACUGCUCGAUGGGGACAUCUUCGGCCCAUCCGUGCCGAGGAUGAUGAACGUGAGCGAAGCGCCACUGGUGGAUGAACAGAACAUGAUGGUUCCGUUGCUGAAUUUCGGUGUCAAAUGCUUAUCGAUGGGUUUGCUGGUCGAUACCGGUCCGGUAGUUUGGCGCGGACCGCUGGUAAUGUCCGCCAUCCAGCGGCUACUGAAAGGCGCUGCCUGGGGACCGUUGGACAUUCUCAUCGUGGACACACCGCCGGGCACUGGCGACGUUCAUCUGUCGCUCAGCCAGAACGUCCCGAUUGAUGGGGUGGUGCUGGUCAGUUCGCCUCAAGCGGCCGCUCUAGACAUCACCAAGAAGGGAGCGCAAAUGUACCGAACGCUACAGGUGCCGCUGAUAGGGCUGGUGGAAAACAUGAGCCACGUGGUGUGCGACAAAUGCUCCAAUCGGAUCGAGUUUGCCGACAACCUCAUCGACCAGUACGUGCAGGAGCUGUCCGUCGAAGUGCUGGCCCGCGUUCCGAUCGAAAAGGAUGUGAUGCGGUGCAGUGAUGCCGGCACGCCGGUUUGUCUGAAAUUUCCCGACUCCCUGCUGGCCCAAGCGUACGAUACGAUCGCAACGAAAGUGGUGGACUUUUUAGCAACUAAACAGCAAAACCCGUAAAAGCCGA